This is a messenger RNA of Miscanthus lutarioriparius, 609 nucleotides long. The record is from the annotation of a GenBank genome assembly. NCBI's taxonomy places the organism in Eukaryota, Viridiplantae, Streptophyta, Magnoliopsida, Poales, Poaceae.
AUGAAAGGGAUAAAGCAUGGAGCCCGUGAUUAUAUAGUAAAGCCGGUGCGCCUCGAACAGCUUAGGGUUGUAUGGACACAUGUGGUGAAGAAUAGUAAGACUGAUGAUGUUGUUCGGAAGUUGCCAUCUGGGGAUGGUGAUAAAGUUGAGAAGGUUGGAGCGAACCACACCAAGAAGUAUUCAAGGAAAAACAAAAAGGUUGUGGAUGUUGCUGAUGAGGCCAACGAGAACACAUCAACCCAGAAGAAGCAAAGGGUCCAGUGGUUGGUGAGCUACACCGGAAGGGUUGUUCCUAAGAAGAUAUUAGAAGUCAUGAAUGUGGAAGGCCUUACUAAAGAGAAUGUCGCCAAAGUACAGAAUCUACCUCAGAAAGCUCAACGAGGCACAGUAAGGAAUUCUAAUCCAUUUGCUGAUGAAACUGAAGCACUGUGGAGAAACCAUUUUGCAAAGAUGAAUUCCUUAUCUGCAAUUGGAACGCAAGCUUCGCUGCCCACAGAGUCAGUUCAGGUCAUGAGCUCCCAGAAAAACAUGGGCAUUCCUCAGCCAAACAUGGAACCAGUUGGCCAGAGUGUCAACCUGCCCAAAAAUGUUGUGCCUAUGCCAGUGUAG